AUGGCUUCAUCAGACUCGCUAUUCCUGACUCUACCCGGAUCCGUUGCAUUCUCCGAGUUUCGAUGUCGUGGUAUUGCGGCAAACACCAAUGCUAAGGCUAUCCGGGCCCAGUGGGUGCAUUAUCUGCACCUUGCAGAGCCUUUGCAAGACAACCAGCCCACCAACUUGGAACAGCUGCUGCGGUACGGAGAUAUAGCAGAUUCUCCCGGAUCCUUUGGGCCUCAAGAUGGUCGGUCUCUCACCUACUAUGUUAGCCCAAGAGUCGGCACCAUCUCGCCAUGGAGCUCCCAAGCCACUGGAAUUGCCCACGUCUGUGGCUUUCAAAAGUGCCUUAAGCGCAUCGAGCGUGGACUCCGAAUCUCGUGUCUUGUAGACGAAGGGGUCGACAGCCUGGAUGCAGCAAGCCUAGAUGUUUUGCAUGAUAGGAUGACUCAGGUCAUAAGCACGGAGGAACCUAACCUCCAGGCUAUGUUUGCUGAGAAGCCCCCUGCCCCAUUGGAAGUGGUAUCUCUCAAGGAUGGAGAGAAAUCUCCCCGAGAGAUCCUUCAGGACGCAAACAAGCGUCUCGGCCUAGCGUUGGAUUCCUCGGAGAUUGACUACCUUGUUGACGCUUAUGCGGCUGGAGGCCCAAUCUCGAGAGCUCCUACCGAUGUGGAGCUGUUCAUGUUUGCCCAGGUCAACUCUGAGCACUGCCGUCAUAAGCAGUUCAAUGCAUCGUGGGUCAUAGACGGGGAGGAAAAGCCGAAUACUCUUUUUGGCAUGAUUCGAAAUACUCACAAGCAACACCCUGAUUAUACGGUCAGCGCGUAUAGUGAUAACGCAGCGGUUCUAGAGGGAGAAGAAGCCGGACACUGGGCUCCAGAUGCUACUGGAGAAUGGGUGCAGACAAAGGAGAAAGUUCACUUUUUAGCUAAAGUGGAAACCCAUAACCAUCCAACGGCCGUCUCGCCUUUCCCGGGGGCUGCCACUGGCUCCGGCGGUGAGAUUCGAGAUGAAGGCUCUGUAGGUCAAGGAUCCCGACCAAAGGCCGGUCUUUGUGGCUUCUGUGUUUCGGACUUGCUCAUCCCGGACCACAGACAACCUUGGGAGCUCGAUGUCGGAAGACCAAACCACAUUGCAAGCAGUCUAGACAUAAUGCUCGAAGCUCCCAUUGGAAGCGCGUCUUUUAAUAACGAAUUUGGCAGACCAUGCACAGGAGGCUAUUUCAGAACCCUUCUGACUAAAGUCGACACCAGCGAUGGAGAGUCUGAGAUCAGAGGCUAUCAUAAGCCUAUCAUGAUUGCCGGUGGUGUCGGUACUGUCCGUCCCCAGCAUGCUCUGAAAAAUCCUCAUGCAGUUAAGCCGGGAUCUUACCUGAUAGUACUCGGAGGUCCGGCCAUGCUUAUUGGACUUGGAGGAGGUGCAGCUUCUAGCAUCGCCUCUGGAGAAGGAUCUGCUGAUUUAGACUUCGCAAGUGUGCAGCGUGGAAAUGCAGAGGUUCAAAGGAGAGCACAGGAGGUUAUCAAUGCCUGUGUUGCCAUGGGAGCUGAUAAUCCCAUCAAGUUUAUCCACGACGUCGGUGCCGGAGGAUUAUCUAACGCUUUGCCCGAACUUAUCCACGAUGCAGGCCUUGGAGCUUCGUUCGAACUUCGUGAGAUAGACAAUGCAGAUAAGGGUAUGAGCCCUAUGCAGAUAUGGUGUUGCGAAGCCCAAGAGAGAUAUGUUAUGGCAGUGUCAGAGGAGGGCAUGAACAACUUCGUCACAAUCGCAAACCGUGAGAGAUGUGGUUACUCUGUUGUUGGUCGCGGCCUUGGGCAACCGGACGAAAGUCGCCGGCUUGUUCUGCUCGAUAAGGACUCCAAGGAAUAUCCAAAGCCAAUUGACCUCCCUCUGUCUGUUCUAUUUGGCAAACCGCCCAAAUUGACAAGGACUGUCUCUUCGAGAAAGCUCAGUCUUCCAUCUUUUGAUUUUAGCCUGAAGACUUACCUCCCUUCCGUUCCAGAACAAGGGUUGAUGGCCGAAGCCGUCGAUAGAGUUCUCCAUCUUCCAGCGGUUGGUUCCAAAUCCUUCCUUAUCACUAUUGGUGACAGAACCGUUGGUGCUCUCACCGCCAGAGAUCAAAUGGUCGGACCAUGGCAGACUCCUGUGUCAGAUGUAUCCGUCACUGCAACCUCAUUGCUUCUUGGAAUGAAAACUGGAGAGGCCAUGGCUAUGGGCGAGAAACCCACUCUUGCUCUCAUUUCUCCAGCUGCCUCGGCAAGAAUGGCUGUUGCUGAAUCACUGAUGAACAUUGCUGCCGCAGACUUGCCUGAGAGGCUUAGUCGUGUCAGACUUUCUGCUAAUUGGAUGUCCGCCACCAACCACCCAGGUGAGGGCGCUGCUAUUUACGAGGCUGUCGAAGCCAUUGGCAUGGAUCUAUGUCCAAAGUUGGGAAUAAGCAUUCCUGUUGGAAAGGACUCCAUGUCCAUGAAGAUGAAGUGGAGUGACCAGGAAUCUGUGCAGUCCAAGGAGGUUACUGCUCCCUUGUCCUUGGUUAUUUCUGCAUUUGCACCUGUUCAGGAUAUCAAAAACACAUGGACUCCCGCUCUGCGAAGCUUCGAGGAAGUUGGUGAAACUGUCUUGAUGUUCGUUGAUCUCUCAUCCGGCCGCAAGAGCAUGGGAGGUUCGGCUCUAGCACAAGUUUUUGGACAAGUCGGAAACGAAUGCCCUGACAUUCGGGAUGUACAACUUUUCAAAGACUUCUUUGAUGCGACACAGUCCCUCCAGGAAGCAGGAAUCGUGCUUGCCUACCACGACCGCUCGGAUGGUGGUCUCUUCACAACCAUUGCCGAAAUGAUGUUUGCUGGAAGAUGCGGAGCCCAGAUCAUGUUGGAUGAAAUAUGUGCCAGCCCCAAUGUCAAAGAUGCCAUUGAAACCUUAUUUAAUGAAGAACUGGGCGCCGUUUUCCAGGUCCGCAAGGCUCAUGAGGGCGAGUUCAGAAGCUGUUUUGCAACCUGUGGCCCACCACCUGGCUUGAUCUACAGAAUUGGCCGUGUCGCGGAGAAGCAGAAGCAGAACUUGGCUAUUUACCAUGGAGCCUCCUUAAUAUACAGAGAGAGCCGCUCUCGCCUGCAACAGGCUUGGUCCGAGACUUCGUACCGCAUGCAGCGACUCCGAGACAACCCAGACGCUGCUGACCAGGAAUUCGAGAAUAUUCUCGAUGACAACAACGCUGGUCUAUCGUACAACUUGACUUUCAACCCCAAGGAAACAGGUCUACCAUUGAUGACCAGCCUUACUUCUCGCUUCUCGCCUUUUGCAACCCGUCCAAGGGUAGCAAUCCUCCGUGAACAAGGAGUGAACAGCCAUGCUGAGAUGGCAUUUGCUUUCAACAUGGCCGGCUUCUCUGCCAUUGACGUCCACAUGAGCGAUAUCCUCACUGGCAAGGUCUCUCUUUCUUCAUUCGUAGGCUUGGCCGCAUGUGGUGGCUUCUCGUACGGUGAUGUUCUCGGAGCAGGACGUGGUUGGGCCAAGUCGGUACUUCUGCACAAGCAGACACGCGAAGAAUUCAAGUCAUUCUUCGAAAGACCCGAUACUUUCGCUCUUGGAGUUUGCAACGGUUGUCAGUUCUUUGGUCGCCUUAAGGAGCUGAUUCCAGGUGCUGGAAUAUGGCCAAGCUUUGAGCGGAAUGCCAGUGAGCAGUAUGAAGGUCGCGUGUGCAUGGUUCGCAUUUCGGAACCAACUGACAUCCCUCCAACCGUUUUCUUCCAUGACAUGAAUGGCUCUUCUCUCCCUAUUGCCGUUGCCCACGGAGAAGGUAGAGCAUCUUUUGAAGAUACCCCUGGAAUGGACGGCAAGGAACUUGUGAAGCAUGGGCUUGCCCCGGCUCGUUAUGUUGACAACACAAGCCUUGAGCCAACUAUGCGAUAUCCAUUCAACCCUAAUGGUAGCCCUGAAGCUAUUGCUGGUGUACGUUCGCCAGACGGAAGGGUGCUUGCAAUCAUGCCUCACCCCGAGCGCACCAUUAUGGCCGGUAUUGGCAGCUGGUUCCCCGGAGACAAAGCCAUGAGUGAGGAAUGGGGAAACAUUGGUCCAUGGGGUAGGGUAUUCUUCAGUGCUAGAAGAUGGGUUGGUUAA
Nannizzia gypsea CBS 118893 is the source of this 4095-nucleotide messenger RNA. Its product is annotated as phosphoribosylformylglycinamidine synthase. The record is from RefSeq and is a predicted model, not a curated record. NCBI's taxonomy places the organism in Eukaryota, Fungi, Ascomycota, Eurotiomycetes, Onygenales, Arthrodermataceae. Gene Ontology annotation, molecular function: phosphoribosylformylglycinamidine synthase activity. Bases 1 to 4095 code for a protein of 1364 amino acids. Gene Ontology annotation, biological process: 'de novo' IMP biosynthetic process. The transcript has a single exon.